Messenger RNA from Selaginella moellendorffii, 2682 nucleotides. RefSeq names its product protein MEI2-like 2. NCBI's taxonomy places the organism in Eukaryota, Viridiplantae, Streptophyta, Lycopodiopsida, Selaginellales, Selaginellaceae. Gene Ontology annotation, molecular function: RNA binding. The record is from RefSeq and is a predicted model, not a curated record. Bases 202 to 2469 code for a protein of 755 amino acids. The transcript has 12 exons.
GAGGGUGUGUGCCCCUUUCUUUGUGCUUCGAUCGACUAGGCAAAAAUGGCGAGCAGUGCUCUUGGACGCUGGCGGGGGGGGAGGAAUCCCUGGCGGCACCAGCAGCGGCGGGCGCGGCGGCGAGCGCAUCGUGUUCCUCAUCUCGGCGCGAUCGAUCUAAGCUCCGGAAUGCUGCGAUUCACGUCAUGAUCGGCUGCCUGGAUGGCGUCCAAUACCUCGCAGCUCUUCCCCAGUCACGCUGGCGGGCGGGAAUUUGGAGCUUUCUCGGACUCCGGAUGGUGUAGCAAUGAAUUCCAGAAUUUUGAUGCGCCAGUUGGAUCGUCGAUGUUCUCGGCCACUUCACAGUUAAAUCGCCUUCUCAGUGCUCCUUGCUCGCUGCCAAACUUAGUUCUUGAAAGACAGCCGCUUGCUUCCGAGGAUGUGGAGAGUGACGACAUCUUUGGUUCUAUGCAAGAGCUCGAGUCGCAUGCCUUGGGGACUCUCCUUCCGGAUGCCGAAGAGGACCUUUUAGCCGAUUCUGGAUACAAUCUGGGCUCUCUUCACGAUGAUGAGUUCGAUUUUUUCAACAGUGGUGGUGGAAUGGAGCUGGAGGGUGACAUCGCAGGCACAAACGGGAACUUUACCGGGAAUGUUUUGGCAGGAGAACACCCGUAUGGAGAACAUCCCUCUAGAACGCUUUUUGUUCGCAACAUCAACAGUAACGUUGAGGAUGCGGAGCUUCGAGCACUUUUUGAGCAAUAUGGUGAUAUUCGUACGCUGUAUACCGCUUGUAAACACCGCGGAUUUGUGAUGAUAUCGUAUUACGACAUCCGGGCUGCCCGGAGUGCCAUGCGUGGUCUCCAGAACAAACCUCUACGUCGAAGAAAGCUGGACAUCCACUUUUCAAUACCGAAGGAUAACCCGUCCGAUAAAGAUGUCAACCAGGGGACGCUAGUUGUAUUUAAUCUGGACACGUCAGUCACAAACGACGACCUGAGACAAAUUUUUGGUGUCUAUGGAGAAAUUAAAGAGAUACGCGAGACACCACACAAGAAGCAUCAUAAAUUUAUUGAGUUUUACGAUGUCAGGGCAGCUGAAGCGGCGCUAAGAGCGCUGAACAGAAGCGAUAUUGCGGGGAAACGUAUCAAACUGGAACCCAGUCGCCCUGGUGGUGCUCGUAGGAGCUUAAUGCAACAGCUCACCCACGAGCUGGAGCAGGAAGAGUUUCGGUGCCAGCAGAUGCAGACACCUUUGGACUCGUCACCUUCAGGGCAAUCACCACACUGGGGAAGCAGCACGCUUCGAAUGAAUGAUCCAGGAAUAAGAGCUGUGCACUCUUCAUUCGGCUCCUUUGCUAGCAAGCAUCCAAACGGUGUUGGUAGCGUUCCUGCCCGGGUCUCUUCUCCAUUACAUGUUAACAUUCCUGAUUCUCUCGGUCGGUCCUCUGGUCACUUCAUGCGUCAGCAAUUUUCAUCUUUACAGAUCUCUGACCAGGACCCCACCAGUUUUGGUGUGUAUGACCAGAGAAUACCCUCUAGCUUACGAGAAGUGUCGGCAUCGCUCGACCACUCGCCCAGAGUUCUUACGGGUACGAGAAUCACAGAGCAGUCACUCUGGAGUAAUUCCAGUCCGUUCCAUUCUCAACUACAGAGUUUUGUGGGAGACAGGCAUUUGGACUCCACCCGGGCGAGUAUGGAACUUUCCGCAGCCUUUGCGGAUCGAAAGCUAGUCGACGGUCACAAUGGCUUCUUCACUGACUUGCCCGGCAUGUCAUGGUCAGGACCGGUUGGGGGCCUGAAUAUGAAAGGAUCCAAUCAGGCUUUCAGUGGCCUUGUGGAUUCUUCACGGUUGGGACCGCUAUAUAGAACUGGUCCAUUUGUCAAUGGUGCUGGGUCACUGGAUAAUUUUAGCGAACGUUGCAAGAGCCGGAGGGGUGAAAUUUCUGCGGGGCUUGCGGAGAACAAGAAGUAUCAGCUGGACUUGGAACGCAUCCUCCUCGGGAAUGACUUGCGGACGACGCUGAUGAUAAAAAACAUACCAAACAAGUACACAUCAAAGCUGCUUCUGUCGACAAUUGACGAGCACCACCGUGGUACCUACGAUUUCAUCUAUUUACCAAUUGACUUUAAGGUGAUUUUAGGCGAGCAAAAGUGUUUCCCUGGUAUUGACCGGCUUUUGCCUGUGCAGAAUAAAUGCAACGUUGGCUAUGCAUUCAUCAACAUGACCGAGCCAGCUCACAUCGUCCCCUUUUACAAGAGUUUUAACGGCAAGAAGUGGGAGAAGUUCAACAGCGAAAAGGUUGCUUCUCUCGCCUACGCACGGAUCCAAGGCAAGGCCGCGCUGGUCGCACACUUCCAAAACUCGAGCCUCAUGAACGAGGACAAAAGGUGUCGUCCAAUACUCUUCCCUUCGGAAAACAAUCCGCAACACUUUUGUGCUGCUCGGCCCGAGCCGGAUGGAAACUGCCAGUUCGAAAUCUCUUCGCUGUGAUCGAGAUGGAGAGAGGUGUGAGCUUUUGUACGAGUUCCUUCUUUUUUUCUAGCUGCGGCAAGAGAGCUGUGGGAAGUCCGUAAGGAUCUUUCUAGCAGGCGGUGUAUUUUGUUUGGAUUGAUCGAUGGUUUCUUCGUUCCGGUGAAAAGAAGAAGAAGCAUCGAUUUUUGUACAGAGAGAGGCCAUCAAACUAUGGUUUUGAGAGUUAAAUUA